UUUGUGGUUUUAAAAUUUUAGGUUAGUUUGUUUUUCAAACAAUGAAAUGCUAGUGAAAGAUAAGUAAACAAAAAUUUACAAUGCACGUUAAAGAACAAGAUAAUUUCAUGUUAGGAGUUCAACAUGCUUUAGGUCUACCAAUUCGUACCAGAUGUGCAGAACUAACAGUUUUAUUAGACAGAGGCGGUUUGUUGGAAUUACACAAUUUUUUCCCUAUAUUAAUAGACAACAUAUUUGGCCCACAAGGAACUCUUUCCUGGGGGUUAAGAACUACAACGGAGGAUCAAUGUGAAGAUUUUCGACAGUUGCAACAUUUUCUUUCUCCAGGCGGACCGUUGUUUAAACUAAUCUAUACUUUGUUGAGGGAUCCGAAUAUCAAAUAUGAUUUUCCUCUAACUUAUUUACCAGCCAAAAUAAGACAGUUUUUAGAACACUCUCAAGGACAUCCCUUUUACUCAGAGUUAAUACAUGUUAAUCCUCAAACUAAACAGAUUAUGUCACUUUUAUUGAAUCCAUUUGACUAUUACAUAUUCCACUUUGCCUAUCACUUAAUAAAUCCGUGGCAACAAAGAGCUGGUUCUGCUGUAACGUCCUGGAAUACAGUGUAUUAUAUUUUAUGUUGUGAUUAUAUAAUUCACUUCCUUCCUACUGAUCCAACUGCUACAAUUUUGCCUGUAAUAUAUUACAAUGGGAAAAACCCACUUCAGGCUAUGAAAAGCAGUUUGCAGGAGCAAGAACCAAGAAGUUCGGGUUUAAUCAAUGCAAAAACUCUUGCAAAAUCAAAAGAUGAUUCUUUUAAGAAAAAUUUGGAUAUUCAUCAUCCAAGGAAUGAUAUUUGGCGCAGCGAAUCAGUUUUAACUGUAUUUACUGAUAUGUGGUUGUAUAAUGAUCAAGUAAAUGAGUCUACAUCAAAUCUAAAUAGUACUUUUAACAUCUCGAUGACGACUCGACUCUUAUAUCAUAACGAGCUUCCUACUGGUGAAUAUAUGCGGAUUGUCCGUGUCCUUAUAAAGCAAUUGCAUUCGUUUUCUGGCAGCGCGAAAGCAGAUGACACUCACUUGGCAGAAUUAAAAAAAAUUGCUCUGCCUAUGAUACAGGGAAAGUUUUACAUAUUUUUAAGGAACUUGAUACAUCGCUGGCCGCUGGAUGGUUCUUUUAGACUCGUUUUGGAAUUAUGGUUAACUUAUAUUCAGCCUUGGAGGUAUCCGCCGAAUAAUCUCAUCAAACAUUUAAAUAAAAAGGAGACUAAUCCGGAUGUUGAAGACGUUGCCCUGGCUCCACAGGUCUCAGUGGAAAGGGAAUACCUACCUUUCAUUGCAGAAAAUUUAUUAUGUUAUGUUGUGAUAUUCCAACAGCUUUUACCAAGGUUUGGUCGAGUCGAUUUGGUUAGUCCAAAAAUUUCUCUCAUGCUGUACAGAUUGUCAAAGGUUUUUGAUCAACCAAAUCUGCCAAACUUCCUGAGAGAAGUGGAACAAUGCGUGGAGAACAACCAUUCUCCAACCCACAAAUACAACGAUCACUGGGCAAACAGUUUACCACCUCUUUCUCCUACUAGUAAUUGGUCUACGAAUAUAACCCAAAGAGGCAAUACAUCCGUGGAGUCAUCUCACAAGCAAGGAUUCACUCCGAUUUUGAACAGUACUGCCUUCUUGUCUGGCAAUACAGUUCACACGGAGAAGAAGUGGUCAGCCAUAGUGAGGCAGAAAAUAUUUGAACUGGAAGGGCCUAAUUUUUGUUACAAGCCUUUAUUUUCUGAUCCUCCUGCACCAGAGGUUUACGAUUUGAUCAUUCAGAUUAAACGUUCCAUCAGGCACGCUCAAGAGCUGGUGAGACUGAAGCAGGAAGAAGAGGAGAAAAUGUAUUCCGGUUUUUGGGGACAGAUCAAAUAUUUUUUCCAUACUCCUUCUUCCAAUGAUGAAUUUACAUUAAGGGAUCGUCAGAAGGUGCCAAUGUACCUUCAAGUUGCCCUAGAAAACUUAACGGACAUGUUUAACAUCACAACAGAGGUUACAGAGAGGGAGCCAGAACCAAUCGUUUCUCCCAAUACCAGUAACUUUGAUAUGUCAAAUGAUUUUAAAUUCCUCACACCUGAAAGAGUGAGGAGCAGAAUUAAAAACAUUAAAUACGAGGGAGAUCCCGAUUUACAUCCCAUCCAGACUAUGGAAAACGCAUUUCUAGUUAGGACGUUAUACCAGAUUGCACUGAAAAUAAAUGAAUGUUAUGGUCCAAAUUUCUACCAACUGUACCACAGCCCGACAUUCACGGGUAGAUUGGCUAGGCAAAUUCUCUGCCCGCCAAUGACAAUCUACAGAUACGAUAAAACAAUACCAGGCUCACCGAGGGUAAGCAGCAAUUUACCGCCCAGGGUUAGCCUCAGGUUCAUGGCCAGUUACAGAUUUUUAACUUAUUUGUGUAUCGGCGCGUUUAUUUUCUGGUUAUUGGGGUACAACCUCGAGUUUUACCUGUUUUUUAUAAUAACUGUAUUUAUCGUGUACAAAUCGUUUAGAGCAGUUAGAAGUGGCGAGUCGGUCGUACGUCAUAAUUAUCCCACGGAGGGUUUCGGAAAUAUUAGCUUCAGUGAUUCAUUCUGAAAUAGUUGUAUUUAUAUUUUUAUUACAUGAAAAUGUUGUGAUUGAAUGUUAAUAAAGUAAUUUGUUUAAU
Molecule: messenger RNA, 2661 nt
Organism: Anoplophora glabripennis (Asian longhorned beetle)
Lineage: Eukaryota; Metazoa; Arthropoda; Insecta; Coleoptera; Cerambycidae
Product: sphingomyelin phosphodiesterase 4
Exons: 11
Coding region: 81-2591 (836 amino acids)
Biological process (GO): sphingomyelin catabolic process; ceramide biosynthetic process; glycerophospholipid catabolic process
Molecular function (GO): sphingomyelin phosphodiesterase D activity
Source: RefSeq, a predicted model, not a curated record